This is a messenger RNA of Amoebophrya sp. A120, 446 nucleotides long. NCBI's taxonomy places the organism in Eukaryota, Dinophyceae, Syndiniales, Amoebophryaceae. The record is from the annotation of a GenBank genome assembly.
CCGGGCGGGAGGCAAGGGGGUUGGGGGCCUGCUCUUGUUGGCCGCUGCGCGCGCUUUCCCCGUGCGCCCCGCCGGGCCGCAGUGCGGUUCGUUGCGCCCCCCCAUAGGAAGCGAACGGGGGCACCCCGCGCUAGCUAGUGCGCCCCGAUGCCUGCGGCCGCCUUGCCGCUGCGUUUGUCCAGAAGCCCGUCCUAUGCGGAGGAGCGGCGCGCCGCCUGCCCCUUUUUCAUACGUUCAACCAGCUAUAGUGCGGCAAGGCCUCUGGGCGUCGCCGGCAAGCAUCGCCUCCGCAGCCUGGCUGCCUCCUUGCGCCGCUGCGCCCGCGCAUGCGGUAGCACUAUCUAGCCUGCCGGAUUUGGCAGAUGAGGGGUUGCUUUUUCACGGAGCUACAGAAAUGCAGAUAAACCCGAUCCACGUGUUGUUGUUGGCAAUGCCUCCACUUGCAG